AUGUCGAAUGUUGCGGACUGGCUUGACGCGGCGGACAAGCACGUCCCUACGCUGAGCGUCAACGCACGGCGCAAGUUCUUCCAUGCGUUGGCCGUGCUGAUGUUCCUCCCUGGCAUAGUGAUUGAUCCAGCGUUCACGCACUUGGCAUUCAGUGCGGCCUUUGCGCUGUUCGUCUUUGCCGAGUACGUACGAUAUUUCGCGCUCUAUCCGUUCGGUGCGUCGGUGCAUCUCUUCAUGAACGAGUUUCUCGAUCAGAAGGACAGUGGUACGGCCAUCCUCAGCCACUUCUACCUCCUGAUCGGAUGCGCGGGCACGGUAUGGUUUGAAGGUCAGGCUUCGAUCGCCGGCAAGCGGCUGGGGCGGCAUCGGUGGCUGGCCACGAGCCCGAAAACGUUGGAGGGGAGUGCUGCGUUUGUGGUUUCCAUUGUUGCGUGCGCAUGGCUGCUGCGCCUGUGCGGGCUCUCGGAGCAUUUCUCGGUAUCGCGGUACGCGGUGGUGGCGGGGCUGUCGGCCGCGCUGGAGGCGUUCUCGGUGCAGAACGACAAUGUAAUGCUGCCCCUGUAUAUGUGGAGCAUGCUUGUAUUUGCGGAUGUCGCCCGCCGCGCAGACCCUCGACCGCCUCCUCUGCGGAGGAGCGAGGCAUUCGACAUGCUGCAAACACCGUUUGAUCCUUCACCAGCAGAGGAUCCGCUCUCCACGACUCAAUUGGCACACGAAAAACGCGACCAAGAGGGAGAAUAUGAUUGGGCGACGUUUAUCAGUGCCUAUGCCAUGGGUCGCUGGGAUCCUCUGCGAACUCCUAACCCGCCACGAUCGCAUUUGAACGCGCCAACUCACUCAAGAGCAACACGCUCGGACUCUGCGGCAUCCAUGAAACGUCUGAACGUCCCGUUCAGCUUGGGAGGGUUCUCGCACCGACUACGGAGCUCUUUCACGGACCUACGCUCGUCUGUCUCAGGAUCCUCCUAUGCAUCAUCAGCAUCUACCGAAAGCUUGAAAGAGCUUGGUAUUCCAGCCACAGAUGCUACAACAGCGGCAGCUGCGAUGCGGUGGGCAGGAGCGCGUGUCUCUGUGGCGCCCCUGGCGCUUCCGUCGCCCGAGCACGAAUUGACCGACCCCAUGCGAGGCGUAACCGCUACCAUCCCUGGCUCGCAUCCUCCAGAUGGCCCGUACCUUACCCGUCCUGCGAACUCUCCUCUGUACUCUCCCGGAACCUUGCGCAAGUCGCGACUCAGCAGCUUUUGGCAGGGCACGCAGGAUGUCGAGGAUGGACGGCUACCUACGAUCAAGCAAAGCCCACCAGACUCAAGCGAGCCGCACGCGCAGGCGGGCGAGCCAUCGUUCCCGACGAACGUCAUCCUGGACCAUCACCCGGAACGGCAAGUCUCGGCGCCGCCGUUCGACGCCGACCCCCAGACCGUGCCCGCGCUCCCGAGGAGGAUAUGUCUCACGCGCCAGACUUCUGCGCCACUACCGACGCAGUCGCUGUAUGAGCGCCGCAUGCGCUCGAUGCGGCCGGCCUCGGAGAGCUACGUGAGCAACCUGACGGGGAGGGCAGCGAAGGAGGAGCAGAUGUAUUCGGAGCUGGGAUACCUUGCGCCACCGAACCCGACCGACGAGCUUGAACGCCGGAGAGCGCUCUACAAGUUCAACAUCUGGGGCACCGGGCGCGAUUUGAACCUCGACCGGAUCGUGCAUCUCGUCAAGCUCGUGUUCAGCACGAAGAUCGUCACGAUCUCGUUGGUGGACGGCAUGGAGGAAUCACCACUGGUCACUGGGGACACGCAUGUUCGCUUCUACGCUGGCUGUCCACUACGCACGCAAGAAGGGUUCAAUAUCGGGACGCUGUCGAUCAUCGAUGAUACUCCGCGGCGCGAAUUUAGUCCCCGGCAAAGGCACACGCUCAAAGAAUUCUCGCAAGUGGCUAUGCGGGAAUUGGAGCUGUGGAAAGAUAAGAUCCAGCUUCGCAUUCGUGAUCGUAUCCAGAACUCCAUGGAGCAAUUCACGCGAGAUUGCCUCGACCUCGACAAGGAGGUCGAGAGCGACAAGGGCAUGUUCGCCGGUACGUCAAUGGAGCAGGUUUACCUGCGCGCCGCGCGGCUGGUCAAGCGGACACUUGACGUCGAAGGCGCCGUCGUGCUUGAUGUGUCUCAUGUCGACGUUGUGGAGACCGUGGGCGCCGAGAGCGCCAUGGCCGUCACGGUGCAUAACGCUGACCGACAAGCCGGCAGCGUGACGGUAAACAAGUCGCUUAGCAAGGAGGAGUACUCGCGCUUGCAGGAGUUCUUCACGAAAAAUCCGGAGGGAAAGAUAUGUGAGGGCAUUGUGCCGGCGACACUCAGGCCAUUCUUGCCGCAGCGCAUACAGUAUGCACUUGGUGUCAUCAUCCUUUCAGCGGUCUUGAAGCGGAGGAUGAUCCUAGCCGACAAAGCGAAGAGCCUCUUCAUCUCCAACAUAUCGCAUGAACUGCGAACCCCGCUGCAUGGUAUCCUGGCAUCGGCGGAGUUGCUGUCGGACACGCCACUGGACCACAGCCAGGCGUCCUUCCUGCAGACCGUUCAGGCGUGUGGAACAUCACUGGUCGAGACCGUGAACCAUGUGUUAGACUUCACGAAGCUGAGCGGCAACUCGAAGGCCGGAGGCGUGGAACACACCAUUCACCACAGCCGAGUCGACCUGAUGCAGCUCGUCGAGGAGGCCACGGAAGGGUGCUGGAUCGGGCAUCGGGCGAGGAUGUUCACGUCCGAAAUCGGAAGUGUCUACUCGCCUCCCAAGGCCGACGGUUCGGUUGCGCUCUCGGACCCGCGUCCACAUCAUGUCGAGACCGUUAUCGACAUUGGUCAUAGCAAAACUGGGUGGACCUUCCUUUGCGAGAAGGGUGGCAUUCGUCGAGUCUUGAUGAACGUCUUCGGGAACAGUCUGAAGUUUACGACUGAUGGCUAUGUGCAUGUCAUGCUCCGCCAACUACCAUCCGGCGAUGACACUCCUAGGAACAAGGUCAAAAUAGAGCUUUCAGUCAUAGACACCGGCAAGGGUAUCAGCCAAAACUUCUUAAAGAACCAACUAUUCCACCCGUUUUCUCAAGAAAAUCCUUUGCAGACAGGCACGGGUCUGGGACUGGCCAUUGUCAACAGCAUUAUCCGUUCGAAGAGCGUGGACGGCAAAGUGGAUGUCUGGAGCGCCGAGGGCGUUGGGACCGAGAUCAAAAUCACCUUCGCCGCCGACGUGGUCGAAGAUGAAAAUGUCCCGGCAGCAGAUGAAGAGCUGAUCAAGGUGUACAAGUCCCUCAACCGACCCCUUGUGUCCCUCCUCGGAUUUUCGGACUCACACCGUGGUAUCCAACUCUUGCGCAAUGUCACCACAUCCUAUCUCUCGUCGCGAUGGGGCCUCGACGUGGCUGAAGAUGGGGAACCUGGCCAGAUAAUCAUUGUGAACGAGGUUCUGGAGCCGAUCACCCAGGCCAUCGAGAACAAGGAUGGGACCCGGCCAUUCAUCAUUCUUUCAUCGCUGCGAGGCGAUCCGCGGCUGAUGAACAUGGUCGGAGAGUACGAGCGUAUUGGAGGCUUCUGCAGGAUCGUGUAUAAGCCGGUCGGCCCUGUGCGAUUGCAUGCUGCGCUGAAGCUGUGCUUGCAAGUAUUGAGAUUUGGCCAAGGCAUCAAGAAAAAGCCUACGCUGCAAGUCCGAGCAGGCUCGCCUCAGCCGGUCAGCCCAGCCGCGCUCUCGGACGACGCUGUCUACUCAAGCUUGCCCCGCCGCUUUUCCGAUGAGGUGACCCCGCAGAUGCAGACGACAAGACCGCCUUUGGGUCAGCGCGCCGCCACCGCUCAUCCUUCAGCUACUUGGACACACAUGAUGACAUUCCCUCCAGAGGAAAUGGAUGGGACCGAGCCCGAACCCCCUGAAUCGGCGCCAUCGUCGCCGAGGUCGGCUAGUCCCGUUGUCAACAUUGGAACCGGUGGAACACUGCUCAAGUCAUCUGUUGGCUCCCUCGGUAUCCGGAGUACCAUGCGUGUCUUGGUAAUUGAAGACAACAGCAUACUGCGGAACUUACUUAUAAAGUGGCUGAGCAACAAGGGUUAUGGAUAUCGUGAGGCCGUUGACGGCCAGGAGGGUGUCCGAAUAUUUGAAACCGAUGGGCAUUUCGACGUGAUCUCUAUUUUGUUAGGCGUCAGCGCUACGAUACAGAUGCGAUCGAUCGAGACUACGCGAAUGCUCGCCAACCCGUCAUCAGACGCUUCUGACGAGAACGUAAAUGCAGCCCGAAUACUGGCGCUCACUGGAAUGUCGUCCCUGGAAGACAAACGCCGUGCCUUCGAGGCUGGCGUGGAUGGAUACAUGGUCAAGCCGGUUGCAUUCAAAACCUUGGACACCAUGUUCCAAAAGUUGGGCAUCGUCCCAUGA
Messenger RNA from Rhodofomes roseus, 4401 nucleotides. RefSeq names its product histidine kinase. Gene Ontology annotation, biological process: protein autophosphorylation; phosphorelay signal transduction system. NCBI's taxonomy places the organism in Eukaryota, Fungi, Basidiomycota, Agaricomycetes, Polyporales, Fomitopsidaceae. The record is from RefSeq and is a predicted model, not a curated record. Gene Ontology annotation, molecular function: histidine phosphotransfer kinase activity; phosphorelay sensor kinase activity. Bases 1 to 4401 code for a protein of 1466 amino acids. The transcript is spliced from 28 exons.